Molecule: messenger RNA, 3201 nt
Organism: Chelonia mydas (Green sea turtle)
Lineage: Eukaryota; Metazoa; Chordata; Testudines; Cheloniidae
Gene: TRAIP
Product: TRAF interacting protein
Exons: 17
Coding region: 220-1599 (459 amino acids)
Source: RefSeq, a predicted model, not a curated record
CCGCUGGGGCCAGGCGGGGGAGCAACUGGAGGAAGCCGGCCCCGCCCCCUCCUCAGCCACGUAGUGCGACGGGGCGGGCCCCGCGCCUUUCCCGGGGGCGUCAUUUCCGGCUCAUGCCGGAAGCCACCACGGAAUGAACCAGAUUUGAACUGGCCAAGGAGAGGUACUUCCCUGGUUGUGCUGUGGCAGCCUCUUGGAUGUCAGUCGGAACAAUAGAGGAUGCCUAUCCGUGCCCACUGUACCAUCUGCUCGGAUUUCUUUGACAAUCACAAGGAUGUGGCAGCUAUCCACUGCGGACACACCUUCCAUCAGGAGUGUCUCAUCCAGUGGUUUGACACUGCUCCGAGUCGGACUUGUCCACAGUGUAGAAUCCAGGUCAGCAAAAGACACAUCAUCAAUAAGCUGUUCUUUGAUGUUGCCCUGGAGGAGCAGACAUCACUGGAUGCAGAAAGCCUACAGAAUGAACUGGACAAGGUGAAAGCACAGCUCUCCGGGAAAGAGAAGGAGAAGCGAGACUGCCAGUCUAUCAUAGACACACUGAGGGAGACUGUGGAUGUUCACAACGCCACCAUCGAGUCACUCCAGAAAGCCCUGUGUGAGACGGAGAUGCUGUGUUCCACUCUCAAGAAACAAAUGAAGUACCUGGAGCAGCAGCAGGAAGAUACCAAAGGUGCAAAAGAGGAGGCCCGAAGGCUGAGAAACAAACUGAAAACCAUGGAGAGGAUUGAGAUGCUUCUGCAGAGCCAGCGCCCGGAAGUGGAGGAGAUGAUCCGUGACAUGGGAAUAGGGCAGGCAGCAGUGGAACAGCUUGCAGUCUACUGCAUCUCACUGAAAAAGGAAUAUGAAAAUCUGAAAGAAGCUUGGAAGGCAUCUAGUGAGAUGACUGAGAAGCUGAAAAAGGAGCUGUCUUCUUCCAAUAAUAAGCUGCAGAAAACAUUCUUGGAGUUGGAGAAGAUGAAGGAGGAGUUAAAAAGCACCCAGAAGGAUCUGAGUAACUCAGACAAGGAGAUAAUGAGUUUGAAGAAGAAGAUUGGAAUCCUGCAGGAGACCCUGAAGGUGCCAUCUGUAACCAGCGAAACGCUCAGCCGACUGGUCUUCGAAAGCCCUGCUCCUGUGGAACUGCUGAGCCCAAAGCUCCACCGCCCGGCCCAUAGCGAUAAGAUCGACCUGGACGCCACCUUUGAUGUUGAGACGCCUGAGCAACAGCCUCACAAAUCAAUCACAACCCCUGCAAAAAAACUCAAGCUGGAUAAAAAGCCGCCUCCUGUGACAAACGUAGCAAAAAAAGUUCUGAAGGAAACAAUGGAGAACUGUGUAGGUGAGCCAGAGGAUGACCUUCUAGAAGAAUUCUUUCCUGCGUUCAUCAGGAACUCGGUUCUUUCCCGGAAGCCACCCAUGGGCAGCCUGCUGGGGCCACACAAGAACACAGGAGCUGUGAGAAUGGGGUACGAUGGCUUAGGAGGUAGAACUAAGUUCAUACAGCCCACAAACCCAAUGGAGAUCCGUCCCUUAGCUGUAAAGAGCAGGAAGAGGAACGUCUCCAGGCCAGCAUCCACAACUGCAGCAGCUUCCUCCUCUGGCACCAGCCAGACGCCAUAGCACGGCAAGCAUUGAGUCCACUCAGCUCACCCUCACUGCUGUUGUGUCCUGGGUGCUGCUGUCAGCCAACAGUGCAGUAGGUCUGCUAACUGUCAUCAUCCAUCACUUCCGCUGCAACUCUGCUCUCCUGCAGCUCAGGGGAUCUGUUCUGGUCCUCCUGGGUGCUCCUAACAGUCGUCAUCCACCUCUUCCGCUUCAACUCUGCUGUCCUGCAGACACCGUACCACGGCAAGCAUGGAGCCCGCAAAGCUCGCCAUCACCGCUACUGUUGUGAGCAUUGUAAACACCUCGCACGUUAUCCUGGAGUAUAUGCAGAACCGGGCUAAGACGCCAGCACGAGGAGGAUUUUAAUGAGGACAUGGACACAGACAUUCCUGAAAGCAUGGGCUGUGACAAUUGGGACAUCAUGGCGGCAGUGGGGCUGGUUGAUAUAGUGGAAUGCUACGUCUGGGCCAGGCAAACAAGCACAGACUGGUGGGUCCGCAUAGUGUUGCAGGUAUGGGAUGAUUCACAGUGGCUGUGAAACUUUCGCAUGCGUACGGCCACUUUCCUGGAACUCUGUGAGUUACUUUCCCCCACGCUGAAGCACAGAAACACUGAGAUGAGAGCUGCCCUGACAGUUGAGAAGCAAGUGGCGAUAGCCUUGUGGAAGUUUGCAAUGCCUGACUGAUACCGGUCAGUCGGGAAUCAAUUUGGAGUGGGCAAGACUACUGUGGGGACUGCUGUGAUCCAAGUAGCCAAUGCAAUCGCUGACGUUCUGCUAUCAAGGGUAGUGACUCUGGGAAAUGUGCAGGUCAUACUGGAUAGCUUUGCUGCAAUGGGGUUCCCUAACUGUCGUGGGGCGAUAGAUGGCAUGCAUAUCCCCAUCUUGGCACCAGACCACCUUGCCAACCAGUACAUAAACCGCAAGGGGUACUUCUCAAUGGUGCUGCAAACACUGGUGGAUCACAAGGGACGUUUCACCGACAUCAAUGUGGGAUUGCCGGGAAAGGUACAUGAUGCUUGCAUAUUUAGGAACUCCGGACUGUUCCUUCUUGCAACUUCUCGGACUUACUUCCCAGACCAGAAAAUUACCAUUGAGGAAGUUGAAAUGCCAAUAUUUAUCCUUGGGGACCCAGCCUACCCCUUGCUCCCAUGGCUCAUGAAGCCGUACACCAGCAGCCUGGACAGUAAGGAGCAGUUCAACUAUAGGCUGAGCAAGUGCAGAAUGGUGGUAGAAUGUGCCUUUGGAUGUUUAAAAGCUUGCUGACUAGGUCAGACCGCAGCGUAACCAACAUUCCCAUUGUUAUUGCGGCUUGCUGUGUGCUCCAUAAUAUCUGUGAGAGUAAGAGGGAGACGGUUAUGGAGAGGUGGGAGGUUGAGGCAAAUCGCCUGGUGGCCAAUUUUUGAGCAGACACCAGCGUGAUUAGAAGAGCACAGCAAGGCACGCUGCGCAUCAGAGAGGUUUUGAAAACCAGUUUCAUGACUGGCCAGGCUACAUUGUGACUGUGUGUGUUUCUCCUUGAUGCAAACCCACCCACCUUGGUUGAUUUUUAAUUCCCUGUAACCAAACCACCCUCCCUCCUUCCCCCCUUCGAAAUAAAGUAACUAUUGUUUUGAAAC